GUUUAAUAAAUAUUGUUCAUUAUCUUGUUAGCCUAUAACUAGUGAACUUGCGCUGCUCUCUUUCAGAAUGAUAUUUUUUAAACUAUUUAACUGAUAGUAUGAUAAACCGAGUUUGUAGUUUCUUAAACAAAAUUUUUGCGGGGCGUCGGGAACCAGCAAUGUUGUCAGAGUAUAGGUGAAAGUGAUAUAAAAGGCCUAGUUUGAGUAUAUUUCACAAGGAUGGGUGUGGGACUACAGCCACUAGAGUUUACUGAGUGCUUGGCGGAUAGCCCUCACUUCCGUGAGAACCUGCAGCGCCACGAAAAGGAACUUGAGCGCACCAGCCACCAAAUUAAACGACUUAUUAAAGAGGUCAAGGAUGUCGUGCAAGCCGCCAAACGUCUGGGUGCGGCGCAGCUGGCGUUAGCAACCAGUAUGGAGCAAUUCGAGUUCGCAUGCAUCGGGGCCUCCAUGACGGAGGACGAGCGCGUCAUAAGCCAUUCUCUGCAGCACUUUGCGCACCUCAUUCGCACCAUCGAGGAUGAACGGGACCGCAUGCUGGGGCGCGCCCACGAGCAAAUUAUUCAGCCGUUGGAGAAGUUCCGCAAGGAGCACAUCGGCGCCGUCAAGGAAGGAAAGAAGAAGUUUGACAAGAAGACUGCCAAGUUUUGCCAGAGCCAGGAGCGCACUCUGUCGCUGUCGACCAAGAAACAGGAAAACGUAUUUCAAGAGGCCGACGCGGCGCUGGAGAUGGCGGAGCGAGACUUCUGCCAGGCGUCGCUCGAGUACGUCUUCCAGCUGCAGGCCGUGCAGGAGCGCGAAAAGUUCGAGCUGGUCGAAACGCUGCUGGGCUUCGUGUUCGGCUGGUGGACCUUUCACCACACGGCGCACGACGUGCACCACGAUGCCGAGCCCCUCGUCCGCGACCUGCAGCUGCGCAUCCAACGGACGCGGAGCAACUUCGAGGAGACGAGCAAGCAGACGGAGUCGCUGAUGAAGAAGAUGAUGGAGAUGAGGCAGACGCACCGGGAGGACGCGCCGGAAGACGCCGGCGCCCGUCGCGGUUACCUCUUCCUCAUGGAGAAAAAGGCCUUCGGCACCACGUGGAGCAAGCACUACUGCGGCUACGAGCGCGCCUCGCGGGUUCUGUCGCUGCUGCCGUACAACCAGAUCAACCCCAAGUCCUGCGGCGCUGCGGACGCCGUGGCCGUGGCGGGAGCCCGCGCCGCCGACGCGGCCCUCGAGCGCCGAUUCUGCUGGGACGCCGUCCCCGCCGACGGCGAGCGGGCCCCGCUCACCCUGCAGGCGCUCGGCGACCGCGACCGCGCCCGCUGGAUGCGCGCGCUCGACACGCUGCCGCCCGCCGCGCCGCCCGCCCGCCCGCCGCUCGCGGCGCUCGAGCCCGCCUGGGGGCUCGACGAAGCCGGCUUCGCCUUCGCGCGCCGCCUCGUGGCCGCGCUCGAGGCGCGCGGGCUCGACGAGCAGGGCCUUUACCGCGUAGCCGGCGUCGCCUCGAAGGUGGCUCGCCUCGUGGCUAUCGGUCGGGCCGGCCGGCUGCCCGCCGCGCUGACGCCGGUCGAGUGGGAGAGUCGGACGCUCACGUCGGCGCUCAAGGCCUACCUCCGGGAGCUGCCCGAGCCGCUGCUCACGUGGCGCCUGCACGGUCGCUGGCUGGCCGCGGCCAAGUGCGAGUCGCGCGCCGAGCGGGCGCGCUCGCUGGCGACGCUCGUGCGCGCGCUACCGCCGCCCAACCGCGAGAUGCUGCGGCUCCUGCUCGGGCACCUGCGGCGCGUGGCCGCCCGCAGCGCGCUCAACCUGAUGGGCGCCUGCAACCUCGCUGUGUGCUUCGGCCCCACCCUGCUGCGCGCCGAGCGCGAGACUGUCGCCUCCAUUCUGGAGCUCAAGUUCUACAACGUACUCGUGGAGGCGCUCAUCGUAGACGCGCCCGACCUGCCCGACUCGCCCGACCCGUCAGAGACGCCCCGCUCGCCCGAUUCGCCCGCCCGCAACGGCGCGGUGCCCGACACAAGCAGCCCCAGCGCCAUGUCCACCUACGUGAGUAAUGAUAUGGCGGGCGCGGGUGUUUACUCGCCGCAGCACCUGCAGCUGCUGCAGCAGUUGGGGCAUGUGGCCAGCUCCGAGUCUGUGUCGAGCUGCGGCGGGCCGCCGGUCCCGAGGUCGGGCGCAUCGCGCGUGCGAACGCUGUACGCCUGCCUGGGCGAGAGUGACGGCGAACUGUCCUUCGAACCCAACCAAAUCAUCACCGACGUGGUCCCCUCCGGGGAGCCAGGCUGGCUGCGAGGCUCGCUGGACGGCAAGAGCGGGCUCGUGCCCGAGAACUACGUGGAGCCUCUGCCGUGAGAGGCCGGCCGCCGUCGCCCGACCGGCGACCUUCGACGACCUUGGACGGGCCGAGCCCGAGACUCCGCGCAUCCCGCUACGCGACCUCUCCCGCCAAAUAUCAUAGCGUAGCCAUACUCGUUGAUAUUUUUCUACGUUUUGUAUAUUUCGUCCUCUGUACAUACCACUUGUUACUAUUUUAUUCCCUAUUUAUUGUACGUUGUGACUUUGUACCAAAUACACUUUGUGAACGUUUCUACUGUGGAUAUUGUAUGAUAAGAUAUUAUAAUAUAUACACAUUUUUAAUAACGUA
Pieris brassicae (large cabbage white) is the source of this 2632-nucleotide messenger RNA. It is a transcript of the gene Graf, whose product is annotated as rho GTPase-activating protein Graf. Gene Ontology annotation, biological process: signal transduction. The transcript has 10 exons. Lineage: Eukaryota; Metazoa; Arthropoda; Insecta; Lepidoptera; Pieridae. Gene Ontology annotation, molecular function: protein binding; GTPase activator activity. The record is from RefSeq and is a predicted model, not a curated record. Gene Ontology annotation, cellular component: cytoplasm. The coding region runs from base 220 to 2340 and encodes 706 amino acids.